Molecule: messenger RNA, 2631 nt
Organism: Saimiri boliviensis boliviensis (Bolivian squirrel monkey)
Lineage: Eukaryota; Metazoa; Chordata; Mammalia; Primates; Cebidae
Gene: ZNF502
Product: zinc finger protein 502
Biological process (GO): regulation of transcription by RNA polymerase II
Molecular function (GO): RNA polymerase II cis-regulatory region sequence-specific DNA binding; DNA-binding transcription factor activity, RNA polymerase II-specific
Source: RefSeq, a predicted model, not a curated record
ACCACUCUUCCGGUUUCUGAAGUUAAGGCUGGUGUCCUGGGUCCCAUGCACCUCUAGGAGCGCCCGCGCCGCUUCGCGGGGAGCACUUGGAUCUCACAGGCUCUCAGAUUUCCGAACCUGAAGAGUUUUCCAAUCAAAGCGAUAAAUCGAUCUGUGGAUGUUGACUAUGCAAGGAGCUGAAGAGAGAGAGAUUACAAGAGAGACUUGUCCAGGCUGGGUAAAUAAGAACAAGCCUGUUCCAGAGCAAGAAGUCUGUAAAACUGACUCAUCAGGCAUAGUAGUAAAGAGUUUCCAAGGGAAUGAAUACCAGGAUUCUACAUUUGAAGAAAAAUAUGCAUGUGAGGGCAUGAAGGAAAACUCUGCUAGAGAGAUUCCUGGAUCAUGCCUUUUCCAGGAAGGAGGUUUUGGGGCAAUAACUUUCAUCCACAAAGAAGCACCCCCUACAAUUAUCAGUCAAGAAUAUAAUUUAGAGAAAAGCUUGCUUUUGACCUCAAGCCUUGUUACACAUCUCAGAGUUUCUACAGAAGAGAGUCUGCAUCAGUGGGAAACAAGUAAUAUACACAGCAAUGAUAUUUCAGACCAAAGUAAAUGUCCAACUCUCUGCACACAGAAAAAAUCGUGGAAAUGUAAUGAAUGUGGAAAAACCUUUACUCAGAGCUCAUCCCUUACCCAACAUCAGAGAACUCAUACUGGAGAGAGACCCUACGCAUGUGAGAAAUGUGGGAAAGCCUUUAGUCGUAGUUCAUUCCUUGUUCAACAUCAAAGAAUUCACACUGGAGUGAAACCAUAUGGAUGUGAGCAUUGUGGGAAAACAUUUCGAUGUCGAUCAUUUCUUACUCAGCAUCAAAGAAUUCACACUGGAGAGAAACCUUAUAAAUGUAAUGAAUGUGGGAAUUACUUCCGCAAUCACUCACAUCUCACUGAACACCAGAGAAUUCACACUGGAGAGAAGCCUUAUAAAUGUAAUAGCUGUGGGAAGGCAUUCAAUCAGAAUACACACCUUAUUCAUCAUCAGAGAAUUCACACAGGUGAGAAGCCUUACAUAUGCAAUGAAUGUGGCUCUUCUUUUCGAAAACACUCAAAUCUUACACAACAUCAGAGAAUUCACACUGGGGAAAAACCCCAUAAGUGUGAUGAAUGUGGGAAAACUUUCCAAACAAAGGCAAACCUCUCUCAGCAUCAGAGAAUUCAUACUGGAGAGAAACCCUAUAAAUGUAAAGAAUGUGGCAAAGCCUUUUGUCAGAGCCCAUCUCUUAUUAAACACCAGCGAAUUCAUACUGGAGAAAAACCAUAUAAAUGUAAGGAAUGUGGCAAAGCGUUUACUCAGAGCACCCCACUCACUAAACAUCAGAGAAUACACACAGGGGAGAGACCCUACAAAUGCAGUGAAUGUGGUAAAGCCUUCAUUCAGAGCAUUUGCCUUAUUCGGCAUCAGAGAAGUCACACUGGAGAAAAACCCUAUAAAUGCAAUGAGUGUGGAAAGGGCUUUAAUCAGAACACCUGCCUCACUCAGCAUAUGAGAAUUCAUACGGGAGAGAAGCCCUAUAAAUGUAAAGAAUGUGGGAAAGCCUUUGCUCAUAGUUCAUCUCUUACUGAACAUCAUAGAACUCACACUGGUGAGAAGCUCUAUAAAUGUAGUGAGUGUGAGAAAACCUUCCGCAAGUACGCACACCUUAGUGAACAUUACAGAAUUCACACUGGUGAGAAGCCUUAUGAGUGCAUUGAGUGUGGAAAGUUCUUCAGACAUAGUUCAGUCCUUUUCAGACAUCAGAAACUACAUAGUGGUGAAUAAUACUGGCAUUUAGGUUAUGACAGUUUCUGUAGUGAGCAUGACUGGGAGUAGAGGGGCAGGUAGGGUUCCUGGAGGGAAGGAUGAAGGAGACUUGGCUACUGCACUCUGAGAAGAAUAUUUCCAGAAAUGGAGGUGGGAGCUGAGGGAAUGCAAAGCCUACUCCAGGUGGACAUCUGGGAAUACAGGGUAGAAAGAAGUUCCUGCUUUUCAGAUAAAGCCUGCACAUUGCUGCUGUCUUCCCAUGUGACUCUUACAGCUUGAAGAGGCGUUUGUGAAGUUAGCACUUCUGUUCCCUUUACUACACCCUGCCCCACCUUCUGACUUGUUACCUUCUCGUUGGCUGGCAGAUUGAGAUGUUUUUCUUAAACACUGCCUCUCAGUGUGAAGUGGCACACUUCUGAUGUAGUGCUAAGUGUAAGUAGCCUCUGGAUAUUUGAGGCAGCCCUGACCAUGCUACCAUGGGGGAGGCUCCCAGCCUGUGGAAGUGGUACUGUGAAGAGGAGACAGUAACAGUUGACAACCAAAAAAAUCCAUAUUCGUUCAUCUAAAAAAUGAGAUAUUAAGCAACAACUGGGUUGACCUCUAUAGAUCUGCUAGUAAAGGAUUCAUUAUCCAGGUGAAGAUCCUUCCUGAUUCUUCCAAGCUUUAAGGUGACUCAGCUAAGAAUGAAAUAGGGGAUCAAGUUAGAAUUCAUGGUGUUGGUUUAUGGGAAGGCAGUCAUACCUGUUCGGAGAACCAGGAAGACCCAAUAUCUAUCUCAAAGGAAUAAUGGUUACCCAGGAAAGAAAUGGGUCUGUAAUCCCAGCUACUCAGGAGGCUGAGGCAGGAGAAUUGCCUGA